CUCCUUCUCAUAAACAAAACAAAAACUAAUUUCCUUCUCCACUCCUCACAAAUUUUACAAGACCAUACCAUCAUUAACCAUGGAAUUCAAACAAGACCCAUCCCCAAUUCCAUCUUCAACAAAUUCCCAUCAAAAUAAUCAUCCUAAUCCACAUUCCCCAUCAAUGGCUACCAAAAAGAGGAAGGCAGGACGGAAGAAGUUCCAGGAGACGCGACAUCCUGUGUACAAUGGUGUCCGGCGAAGAAAUGGGAAGUGGGUCAGUGAAUUAAGACAACCCUACAAUAAUAAGUCGAGGAUAUGGUUAGGAACAUUUCCAUCACCUGACAUGGCCGCUAGGGCUUAUGACGUAGCAGCUUUUGCAUUACGAGGAGAUUCUGCUUCCUUAAACUUUCCUGAAUCAGUUCAUUUGUUGCCUCAGGCUAGAUCUACUUCUAUAAAGGAUAUUCAGUAUGCAGCUCUGGAAGCUGCUGAUCAGAGUGUUAGUGGUGGUGGUGGUGGUGGUAGUGAUGUUGAUCAUCUGUUUCAAUGUUCUUCUUCUUCUCUAUCUUUUUGUUCCUCGACUAUAGAAGGAAGUGACAAUGUUGGGAAAGAUUGGAAUAAGAAUAUGAAUAUGUUUUUGGAUGAAGAGGAGUUGUUUAACAUGCCUGCAUUACUCGAUAGCAUGGCAGAAGGGUUAAUUCUUACUCCACCAGCCAUGAAAAAAGGUUUCAAUUGGAACAACGUAGAAGACGACCCUGUCGAUUUGUUUUUCUGGACCGAUUGAUUGUUUGCAUUCUCUGCAAUUAAUAUUUGAAAUAAAGACCUCAGAAUACUUUCAAAUUACAGUACUAUAACUUAUCUUAUAUAAGUUCAUGAUGGAACUAAUGUACCCAUGGAGAGUUUAUAAUAUUAAUGAUGAAGAGAGUGAAAUGGCAAGACAGACUAUAUAUAUAUAUAAUCUUUCUGUGACAGAGAUAUUAAUUACCGUCCAAUCUAGA
This is a messenger RNA of Ricinus communis (castor bean), 977 nucleotides long. Its product is annotated as dehydration-responsive element-binding protein 1B. The transcript has a single exon. NCBI's taxonomy places the organism in Eukaryota, Viridiplantae, Streptophyta, Magnoliopsida, Malpighiales, Euphorbiaceae. The coding region runs from base 80 to 763 and encodes 227 amino acids. Gene Ontology annotation, biological process: regulation of DNA-templated transcription. Gene Ontology annotation, molecular function: DNA binding; DNA-binding transcription factor activity. The record is from RefSeq and is a predicted model, not a curated record.